Molecule: messenger RNA, 3739 nt
Organism: Talpa occidentalis (Iberian mole)
Lineage: Eukaryota; Metazoa; Chordata; Mammalia; Eulipotyphla; Talpidae
Gene: KCTD2
Product: potassium channel tetramerization domain containing 2
Exons: 6
Coding region: 1-789 (262 amino acids)
Biological process (GO): proteasome-mediated ubiquitin-dependent protein catabolic process; protein homooligomerization
Cellular component (GO): Cul3-RING ubiquitin ligase complex; cytoplasm
Molecular function (GO): cullin family protein binding
Source: RefSeq, a predicted model, not a curated record
AUGGCGGAGCUGCAGCUGGACCCGGCGAUGGCGGGGCUGGGUGGGGGCGGCGGGGGUGCGCUGGGCGACGCGGGCGGCCCGGGGCGCGGCCCCCCCAGCCCUCGCCCCGCCGGCCCCGCGGCCCGCGCGCACAGCCGCCCGCCCGCCGCCGCGCAGCCGCUGGAGCCGGGUCCCGGGCCGCCCGAGCGGGCGGGGGGCGGCGGCGCGGCCCGCUGGGUCCGGCUGAACGUGGGCGGCACCUACUUCGUGACCACCAGACAGACCCUGGGCCGGGAGCCCAAGUCGUUCCUCUGCCGCCUCUGCUGCCAGGAGGACCCGGAGCUCGACUCGGACAAGGAUGAAACAGGGGCCUAUCUGAUUGACAGGGACCCCACCUACUUUGGUCCUAUCCUAAACUACCUCCGCCACGGGAAGCUCAUCAUUACCAAGGAGCUGGCUGAAGAAGGUGUGCUGGAAGAAGCAGAGUUCUACAACAUCGCAUCUCUGGUGCGCCUGGUUAAGGAAAGGAUACGGGACAAUGAGAACAGAACAUCACAAGGGCCCGUGAAGCACGUGUACAGAGUCCUGCAGUGCCAGGAGGAGGAGCUCACGCAGAUGGUCUCCACCAUGUCUGACGGCUGGAAGUUUGAACAGCUGAUCAGUAUUGGAUCUUCCUAUAACUAUGGAAACGAGGACCAGGCAGAAUUCCUCUGUGUCGUCUCCAGAGAACUAAAUAAUUCCACCAAUGGCAUCGUCAUAGAGCCGAGUGAAAAGGCAAAGAUUCUUCAGGAGAGAGGAUCUCGGAUGUAAACUCCAGGAUCCUGAAGGUCAAGAGAGUGACCCUGCAGACCACUCUGAAGUUCAAUCUCGCUCCUGUACAGUAACCGAGCUACUGCAAAGCAACGCUGAGCCUGGCCCCAGCCGAGAAGUGUUUUGGUCAAAACCAAAGGCGCCCCACACCCACCCACAGGAACCCAAGGACAGAUGCACCUUCCAGCGCAGAAACCUGCUUUUGUUUCCUCAGCCGGUGUCAGAACAGAUCUUUACAGCAGCCGCAGGGCUGGGUUCCCAGGCAGAGCCCUUCUGGGGGCCUGGGGGAAGGGGAGAGGAAGGCCUAGCUCCUUGUAUGUGUCUGUACCUCAAGGAAGCUGGAGCAGAAAACAGGAGAUGGUCCCUGAAUGGUGACAGGUUUUCACCAGGUGCAUGCGCCACAUGGGGUGUUGGCAGCCGCUUUGUGACACUCCCCCCACCUGCUGUGUACCCAGAACCACACAGCAGACUCAGAGGACCCAAGCGUCAGUCUAUCCAAGGAGGGUCUGGAUAAAGGCCAGAGCUGCCAAGUACCCCACUCUCCUCUGAACAAAGCCUCUUCUCCAAGGGGCCUGAGGUGUCCUUGGUUGUGGUUGGGGAUCGCUGCUCUGGAUUCGGGGCACUUGGCUGCUGCCACGUCUGCUCUGGCCCGGUUGUCUGCAGCGGCCUGGACCCUCCAUGUGGCUGACCUUCUCCCCGAGGAGAGGUUUGAGGCGCCUGCACUGCAUCAGAGGAGAGUCUUUGGUCAUCGGCGUGACUGCUUCUGCAGCCCUUUCUCACCUUCCUUUGGCUCGUCUUCCUUCCCUGACUUUCUAACUGGACCAGGGAUAGAAGGGACCUUGGCCCCUCUGAUGGCGUGGGGUGGACACGGCUGUUCCUUUGGAAGUUGCCAAAUGUGUUCUCUUGUUGUAUCCCAAAGUGUCGUUAUUUCUGUGCUUGUCUCUUGGAAACGCCUGGACAGAGUACGUGGUAUUUGUGUCUCUUGUGUCUGACCUGGCACACCGGCCCCACGGCGGCGGCGGUGGCCCCCAGCCCACAGUGCAUUUGUGUGAACCAGGCAGUCUGCCUCCUCCUGGCGCCCCCACCCCACAUGCCCUCCCUGUCGCUGCUUGCUCUGGAGCGCCGUGCCGCCGCGGACACGCUUCCUGGCCCGGGAGCCAGCCCUCCUUGGGGCCUGUGACUGGACUUCUCUCCGCACUUUGCAGUCUUGGUGAGCACGGGCCGGAGCACCCUUCCUGUGCUGGACAACCUUCAGCAGCGUGGCGCGUGGUCCGGAGUCUGGGGAGCUGCUCUGGGGAACACUCCACCUGAAAGCCACCCCCACCCCCCACCGGCUGGAGCCUGGCUUCCUUCACAGUGGGGUCCUGCUCCCAAGCGGGGCCUGGGGCAGUUUCCAGAAGUGACGAUGGACUGUGCCGGUGUUGCCUGAGCCCACACACUGCCCGUGCUCAUCUCCUCUCCAGGGUCACACUUUGUCAGAUUCCUGUGUGUAGAGCAGGGUGGGUGCAGGGGGUCUGCUGGCAGGCGUGGCUCUGUCCCAUGAGUCUCACAGCCAGGCCAGGUUCGCGCAGCUUCUGCCAACAGCAAAAGCAGUCACCCCUUCAAAAAAGGUCACAGGCCUCUACCCAGUCAGCUUUCAAGGGGGAAAGACUUGGACGUGUGGCGGAGUCGGGGCAAUGGGAGUGGCGAGGGCCUUGGAGGGGCCACAGUGAGUGGCAUGAAAUGAUGGGGGCGCAGGUUGCUUCUGGGGACCCCACAGCCAGCCUCUGAUCCCCAGCCAGUGGGAAGGAGUGGGAGGACCUGAGGGCAGACGGGGCAGGUCCCUCAGCCCGGCAGCUCCAUGGGUUGGUUUGCAGAAUUGCACCUGGAGCCUGCAAGACACUGACCCCCUAGCUACGGGCCCCCAGGCCGCUCGCGCUCCUGAGGGCUGGCUCCCGCCACCCAUGGCAGCCCCGUGACAGUGGUUCCAGUGCUCCAGAAGUGAAGGUGACUCAUUUCUUAAGGCCUGUGGAAGACUAUUUCACCUGUUUCCUUUAUGAACCAAGUCUCAGUAUUUUUUUUCUUGAAAGCCUUCUCCCACCUGGGGACGUCCGGCUGAUCACCUCAGAAAGAGGCCCAGUCACUGGUUUGUGGUGUCGCGUGACCAGGCACCCACGCUCUCCAGCGGCCUGAUGCUGCCAGGUGGGGCGGACCCCUGCUUCCUCCUCUGGGGGGGGCCGAGCAGCCGCCUGGCAUCGCAGGACGACGCUGGAGUGUCAGUGCUCAGGGCCUGCGCUGGUUCCUGGCCUGUGAGGUGGGGCCCAGCCUCCUGUAAAGGGACUGUUUCCAAGCUUUAACUGAUCUCAGGGUGUCUGGGGAGGCAGAGGGGAGGCAGGAUGGAAAUGCUGAGGGAGUAGGGCCAGGAGGACACCCACCCCGCAGCGUGGCCUUUGAUCCAGACGUUCAGAACCAUGCCUGUCACUUGUGGGUGCCCUUUGUUUCUGUUUGCGUGUUUGAAAAAAGUCUGAAACGCUGUAGCUUUUUUUGUCAAUAAAGACAUGAAACAAACUCUGGGUCUCGGAGCCUUUGGGGUGCUUCUCCAGCGCCACCUGCUCCCUGCCUUCCAGUCCCUUGUGGUUCUCAGCAGUGCUCGAUGGGGGACGCUGCCUCCGAAUUCCCCCUUUCUCCUGCUGCUAAACUGCCCGUGGGGCAUGGGGCCCCCCUCCUCUCAUUGUACUGAAUUCGGCAAGACCCAAGAGAUCAACAGAGGUCAGCCCAUCAGAGAGCUGGGAAGAUGAGGGAAGGAGGAGGAGGUUGUUUUAAGGGGAAAGUCAUCGUGGAAUCUUUCCUAGGGGCCCCUGUUCUCUCAGCAAGGAAGAGAAAGAAAUACAAGGUGAGCAUCUAGUAACAAGUGAGGUUUUAGUAACUUAAGGGAUCUCGCAGAGCAUGGAAUCCUCAGGGCAUUAGCUAG